Messenger RNA from Akanthomyces muscarius, 333 nucleotides. RefSeq lists its product as uncharacterized. The record is from RefSeq and is a predicted model, not a curated record. The transcript has a single exon. Lineage: Eukaryota; Fungi; Ascomycota; Sordariomycetes; Hypocreales; Cordycipitaceae. Bases 1 to 333 code for a protein of 110 amino acids.
AUGCUGAAAAGGGCUGAGCAGGGAGGGGCCGUAAAGAUUAGCGACGAUAUGCACAUGGUUGGAGCGACCAUUAUGCAGGGCCUGGUGCGGUACGGGGACCAUGUCUGGGACAGGACGGCGCCCCCAGGGCUUUCGCCAUGGUAUAAUACGCCAGAGACACUUGGCUGGGACCUCCUGGACGAGGAGUAUGUGCGUGUGAAUGACAUGUGGUUUGAAGAGUACCACAGGCUGGUUCUGGUGGGCGUCGUCGCGGAGCCGAAAAAUUACGACGACGACGACGACGACGAUACAAGCUCUGAGAGCUCUGGUAGCACUCGAGAGAUUGUCGACUAG